AUGGACCCCCAGAAACAGCUUCAGGCGCUCACGGAGGAGUUCCAGGGCAUGCAGACCGAGCUCGAGGGCUUAGUCGAUGCCCGCCAGAAACUUGAAUCGCAGCAGCAGGAGAACGAGGGCGUGCAGCGCGAAUUUGCCCAGUUGGACGAUGAGUCCAACGUCUUCAAGCUUGUCGGCCCGGUGCUACUGAAGCAGGACAAGACCGAGGCUACCAUGGCUGUCAACGGUCGUCUGGAGUUCAUUGAGAAGGAGAUCAAGCGUAUUGAGGGCGAGAUCGAUGCGACACAGGACAAGAGCGAGACCAAGCGUGCAGAGGUGAGGCGCACUAUCAACCUCCCCACCAUGGGCACAUUCUGA
Molecule: messenger RNA, 357 nt
Organism: Penicillium nucicola
Lineage: Eukaryota; Fungi; Ascomycota; Eurotiomycetes; Eurotiales; Aspergillaceae
Product: tubulin-binding prefolding complex subunit YKE2
Exons: 3
Coding region: 1-357 (118 amino acids)
Biological process (GO): chaperone-mediated protein complex assembly; protein folding
Cellular component (GO): prefoldin complex; cytoplasm
Molecular function (GO): protein-folding chaperone binding
Source: RefSeq, a predicted model, not a curated record